This is a messenger RNA of Hevea brasiliensis (rubber tree), 1823 nucleotides long. RefSeq lists its product as uncharacterized. The transcript has a single exon. The coding region runs from base 406 to 1530 and encodes 374 amino acids. Gene Ontology annotation, biological process: defense response. NCBI's taxonomy places the organism in Eukaryota, Viridiplantae, Streptophyta, Magnoliopsida, Malpighiales, Euphorbiaceae. The record is from RefSeq and is a predicted model, not a curated record.
GGUCACAAGCAUUCCAAAAAUCACAGGUUGGAGGAUCUAUCUGAAAUCUCUGGAGAGGAGGCAAAGCCGCAGACAAGUCUCCUGUAGUCAUCAUCCUUAAAAAAUCAUGGUCUAAAUGUAGACAAACACAAGCAUUCCACCCUUAUAUUUCGCUGUCUUCUCCAUUCUCAACCCCAGUUCUUCUCAUACAUACAUAUCCACCUUGCCAUGCCCUCUAAGCUCGGGUGGCGAGUGGGGACUCUCUCUCUCUCUCUCAAUUUCCCCUUUUUUUUUUCUCUUUUUUCCACGGCCACCACUAUCCUCCGUCCGUCACCACCACACCGCCGCUGCCCCAACGUUUCAUUUGUUUAACUAACAUACCAAUUAUAACCAACGUUCUUGCUGGUAUAACGAUAACCGACCAUCAUGACUUACAAUGCGCACCCUUUUCAGCUUUUAGAGAUAAAUGUUAUAUCUGCUCAGGACUUGGCUCCUGUAUCCAAAUCUAUGCGUACCUAUGCAGUAGUUUGGGUUCAUCCUGAGAGAAAAUUGACCACCAGGAUUGACCAGAGUGGCAACACCAACCCACAAUGGAAUGAGAAGUUUGUGUUUCGGGUUGAUGAUACGUUCUUGAAUUCUGAAACCUCCGGUAUAAUGAUUGAAAUCUACGCUGCAGCUUGGCUCCGUGACCUUCAGAUUGGCUCUGUAAGAGUUCUGAUUAGCAACUUGUUUCCUUCCAAUAAUAAUAACUCGAAAAUGAGGUUUGUUGCGCUUCAGAUUCGCCGCCCAUCAGGCCGGCCUCAGGGAAUCCUGAACAUGGGUGUGCAGCUUCUAGACAAUACAAUGCGAAGUAUGCCUUUGUAUACUGAGCUCAGCGCUUCUGCUGUUGGUUUCAAUGACCUUAUUGAUGCAAAGACCAAUAAACAGAGCAUCGAGGAGAAGACAGCCAAGUUGCGUCGUACGCAGAGUGACCAUACUGAUUUCACCACUACCGCCGAUGAGUUUGGCGUGAAAGGAAGUCUCAACGCUAAGUCAUCGGUGGUCAAUGGCAGUUCAUUGGUUAAUUCUUCCACAUUAAAAACCAGCAGCAGAGAUAAAGAUACUGGGACCAGCGGCAAUGGCAACGGAAGCAUGGUGAACGGAUCACUUUGCUCCGAUGUGGGGCCUUCGGCGUCUGUAGUGGCGGCAGCAAUUGCAAAAGGAUUGAUUAAAACGCCAGGAAAUGAAGGUAUUCCGAACAAAAGCGGAGGAAGCAGCUCCAUCAUUGAGGGUUGGACAGAGAACGAUAGUGUGGAAGGCCUAAGAACAAAGCUGGAGAGAUGGAGAACAGAACUUCCCCCGAUUUACGAUAACGAUGCCAAUAAAAUGAUGUCAAAAAGCAGACGGAAGCACCACCGGAGGAGAAGAUCGGAUGGUCCAGGGUUGUUUACAUGUUUUGGUAAUGUUUUUGGAUGUGAGAUUUCGAUUACUUGUGGAGGAGGUAGCAGCAAGAAGUAUGGAAACGGCAAGGUUCGUCACUUAAGUUCUGUGGACAGUGAAUCAUAUUUGUGAGAAAGAAUUGUACUGAUCACCUGGAAAACAAUAAGUUGAACCGAACAGGGAUGUAAUUAACUGUUGCUGAAGAUUUGAAAUGCGAAUGUAUGCUGAUCAAUUAAUUGCAGGAAUGUUUCUUGUAUUUUCUUGGGGGGGAUAUCAUUGUGCAAACUGCAUAGGCCAAGGAUGAGUGUAGAAUCAAAGGAUGCGCACUGGUGAGGAAGGAUAGGAAGAUUAUCAGAGUUUUUUUUUUUUUCCUUUCCAUUUUGUAUUUUCUUUCCAAGAAAACAUAAAAAUUAUGAUCCUUGAAU